CAGACAGCCAACAUUUGACAACGUGACACAAUUACAUGCUCAGCUGUUCUUCGAGAAAAACGAACGCUCUCUCACCCACCACCAGUAGACUAGAGAGGAGGGCAAUUUCUUGUUCUUCCUAUUAUUUACUUUGAUUUUUGUUGAUCCAUCUACGUAGUUUUGCUUCGUUUUCCCCCAUUCUCAUUUCACACGCAAAAUCCACAUCAGCAAGCCAGCUUUUUAGCUUGAUUUUUCUCUUUUGGUCUUUACUGGCAACCCCUGUAACAAAAAAAAAAAAAGGUGGUGUCAAAUUCCAGACGCUUCUGCAUAUUAAGUAGAAGAAGUCAAAGCCCAAGUUGAUCUCACCGCGUUGAGGCACCGCCCGGCAAAUACAAAGUACAGUUUGUUUCUUCUUCCCUUUACUUUUGUUUUGCCUGUGUAGCGCGCUUUUGCAUCGACUGGUUUUGGUGGGUGGAUAAUCGAACUUGUUGGCUGAUUUUUCAAUGUUUUCGCUUUGCAUGUUUGAAUGCAAUCUUAUGUGGUUUGUUGGUGAGUGGUGAUUGGAUAAGAAAUUAUAAACCCAAUGGGGUAAAUCGUUGUUGGUAUUGUCUGUUGUUGUAGAAUAUGAAUUCUCUUUAGGGUCAAAGGCAGCUGGAAAUUGAAUUAGAGGGAUUGUUUGGAUUUUGGCGGAAAAUCCCCUAAGAAAAAUCAAAGCUUUUUCGAUGUUUGUGAGGUGAUUUCUGAUUUGAGCUGUUCAUUUGGCGGUGGUGUGAAACUAAAAUACAAAAUCAGAAGUGGGUUGUUCCAAAUUUUGUGUGAAAUCUUGGAACUUAGGAAGUUCCUUUUUUGUAGCUUAGAAGAGAUCAGCUUGGAAUUCGUCAUUGCCAGUGUAAUCUUUCAUUUUUCUUCUUGGAGAGGAUAAUAUUGGAAACUUUUAAAGUGUCUAUGAGCAUUUGUGCAUGUAACUGGCUGUGCUAAUUUUUAGUUUCUUGGAGCUGAGUUUAUUUGGAGGAAGAAGAAGAAGAAGAAGAUGAUGAUUGGGACUUCUGAUGCAGUGACCCAUAAUGCCUACUCAAAUGGGUUGAUUCAGCACUCAAAUGAUUCUGUUGAGGAGAAGCUUGAUGAGCUUCGACAUCUAAUGGGCAAAACAGAAGGUGAUCCACUUAGGAUGGUUGGUGUUGGUGCAGGUGCUUGGGGAAGUGUCUUUGCUGCUAUGUUGCAAGAUAGUUAUGGUCACUUUAGAGAGAAGGUCCAAAUAAGAAUAUGGAGACGACCAGGAAGAUCUGUUGACAGAGCCACAGCAGAACAUUUAUUUGAAGUGAUCAAUUCAAGGGAAGAUGUGCUCAGGAGACUGAUUAGGCGGUGUGCUUACUUGAAGUAUGUUGAAGCAAGAUUAGGUGAUCGGACGCUUUAUGCAGAUGAGUUACUGAAAGACGGGUUUUGCAUCAAUAUGAUUGACACCCCUCUUUGCCCUUUGAAGGUUGUCACAAAUUUGCAGGAGGCUGUGUGGGAUGCUGACAUUGUGGUGAAUGGACUGCCAUCAACAGAAACUCGUGUGGUAUUUGAAGAAAUUAGUAGGUACUGGAAAGAGAGAGUAACAAUGCCAGUCAUCAUCUCUCUUUCAAAAGGUGUCGAGGCUGAAUUGGAGCCUGAACCACGCAUAAUUACACCCACUCAAAUUAUCAAUCGAGCAACUGGUGUUCCAAAUGAGAACAUUCUCUACCUUGGAGGACCCAAUAUUGCCUCAGAGAUUUACAACAAUGAAUACGCUAAUGCUCGCAUAUGUGGAUCUGAAAAGUGGAGAAAGCCAUUGGCCAAGUUUUUAAGGCAGCCCCACUUCAUCGUGUGGGACAAUGGUGACCUUGUUACUCAUGAAGUUAUGGGCGGAUUGAAGAAUGUGUAUGCCAUUGGAGCUGGAAUGGUAGCUGCGUUAACCAAUGAGAGUGCCACCAGCAAAUCGGUAUACUUCGCACAUUGUACAUCAGAGAUGAUAUUUAUCACCCAUUUGUUGGCCGAAGAACCAGAGAGGCUGGCAGGGCCUUUGUUGGCUGACACAUAUGUAACCUUAUUGAAAGGUCGUAAUGCAUGGUAUGGACAAAAGCUAGCCAAAGGGGAGUUAACCCUUGAAAUGGGUGAUAGCAUCAAGGGCAAGGGUAUGAUUCAGGGGGUCUCUGCUGUAAAAGCAUUUUUUGAGCUGCUAAGUCAUCCCUCUUUAAGUAUCCUACAUCCUGAAGAGAACGAGCCCAUUGCUCCAGUUGAGCUUUGCCCUAUCUUGAAGAUGCUAUAUAGAAUACUUAUACUAAGGGAGUUUCCACCACAGGCUAUUCUUCAAGCGUUAAGGGAUGAGACCAUGAAUGACCCUCGGGAUCGUAUUGCGAUUGCACAAACCCAUGCUUUUUACAGGCCAUCCCUUCUUGGCCAGAAGUUUUGAUGUGGAUAUCUCUUUCUUUUGCAUGUAAUUUUAUUAGUUCUCAAGUAAGUGACAAGACGUGUUGGUAUUGUAGUUUUAUGUAGCAUUCUACCUGGGGGGAAUAAUGUAUUAGGAGAAAGCUUGGGCAUCAGAUGUUUCUUUAAUUGUGUAUUGUUUAGUAGAAAAUUGGGACAUUUUAGAAAAAGCAAAAGGAGAGAGAAAUUUUAAAAGAAGCAAAAA
Messenger RNA from Prunus mume (Japanese apricot), 2629 nucleotides. RefSeq names its product putative glycerol-3-phosphate dehydrogenase [NAD(+)] 1, cytosolic. The record is from RefSeq and is a predicted model, not a curated record. Gene Ontology annotation, cellular component: cytosol. Gene Ontology annotation, biological process: glycerol-3-phosphate catabolic process; carbohydrate metabolic process. Gene Ontology annotation, molecular function: NAD binding; glycerol-3-phosphate dehydrogenase [NAD(P)+] activity. NCBI's taxonomy places the organism in Eukaryota, Viridiplantae, Streptophyta, Magnoliopsida, Rosales, Rosaceae.